Trichoplusia ni (cabbage looper) is the source of this 1528-nucleotide messenger RNA. Its product is annotated as dynein regulatory complex protein 9-like. The transcript is spliced from 9 exons. Gene Ontology annotation, cellular component: motile cilium; cytoplasm. The record is from RefSeq and is a predicted model, not a curated record. Bases 264 to 1487 code for a protein of 407 amino acids. Gene Ontology annotation, biological process: cilium organization. Lineage: Eukaryota; Metazoa; Arthropoda; Insecta; Lepidoptera; Noctuidae.
AAAAUGCCAUUUUAUCCAGUGCGUGCAUUAGUCUGACUUUGUCAGAAGACGAACUAUUUGUAUCUAUUACUUACAAUUUUGCAACUCCUUUAAAAGUUCUAUACGACAAGAAAUCGCAGGCAAUUGGUAGUCAACCUACCCAAAAGUUUACAACUACGCCAUGAUUUCUUCUCGAGUGCAGCAUUCAGUAACAGUUUUCGAUUAAAACAUAAGAGAGAACUCAAUAUAAGUAUUUUUAUAAGUGUUUGAAUUAUUAGUUAAACAUGGAGCGUGGCAGGAUAGCUAGUAUAGUGUCCGACACUUGGGGCCGCGCGGCAGUCUACACCUAUGAAACACCUAAGGCGGCAUCUACUACCGAGCAGCCCGAGAUACUAUACACCUCAAAUGCGUACUUACGUACGACAGCAUCAAGCAUCUCUCAAGAGCUUGCAGAACUUCAUAUUCCUGAUCCAAUAACGCUCGUGCCGGUCGAAGGAAUGACGACCCUUCUGUCAUAUUUAUAUGCCACUCUUCUUGAAGAUGUGAUUUCACAAAUGUGGAUUUUAGAAAGAUGCAACAACGAGUUAAACAUAAGGAAGACAUUGUUCGAUUUAGACAAUUUUCUAGCUGUAAAAUUUGAUAUAAAGAAACCCAAUCACGCCGAUGAAGAUCUAGUUGAUAUAAAUCCAGCUAAUCUAAACUCUAUCACAUAUAAAAUUAAAAAGCUGGAUGCAGAUAGGAAAUAUGUGAAUAACGUUGUCCAAUCUACAUAUCUAGAUUUGGCGCAGUCUUUUCACUUUACACCACUUGUGAAAUAUAUCAGAGAAAUUGAGACACGCAAUAAAUAUCGCGCUGAAUUAGAAGAAGAAGAAUCUAAAAACAGGAUGCUACGUAAAGAAUUGAGCAGACAAGUGAGGCAGCAACGCAAUCAUUUCAAAACUGUUUUAUAUGAUACCGACGUUAACAUUGAUAGGCUUAGAACACAAGUCGAAGAUUCAGUCUUGCUCUCGGAAGUACGCAGUCGCUACAUCGAUAACUGGCAGCAAGCUAGAGCCGAACAAAACAAUCAAGUUAUAUCGGACAUUGAAAGUAUUCCUGGGGAUAAGAUAGCGAAUUACAAGCUAAGAACCGGUCAGGAGAACCGGGUCCAUGCUGAAGUGGAACUAUUAGUGAACAUUGCUAUUAAUGAAACACUGGCUAAGGUCGAAGAAUGGAUGGACAAGUAUGACACUGAUAUGGAAAAUAUUGAUUUGAAGAUACAAAUCAAGAAAAACGAUUAUCAAAACAUGCGUGAUAAAAGAUUUGAGCUUGAAGAAAUGCUGGCGAAACACGAGAUGCAAAUGAAAGCUUGGAUCAAAUUUAAGGAAGAGCGCGAGGAAAAUCGUCGUUACAUCGAACUGAUGACUAAUUCAGCCAUAAUUGUGCAAGCUUGGUGGCGUGGACUGAUUGUACGCCUUCAGCUUGGGCCCUUUAAAGUCAAAAAGCCCAAGAAGGGACUCAAGAAAUAAUUUUAGUCAUUUAACUUUUAAUAUAAUAUUAAUAUUGUUAA